Messenger RNA from Ilex paraguariensis (yerba mate), 685 nucleotides. NCBI's taxonomy places the organism in Eukaryota, Viridiplantae, Streptophyta, Magnoliopsida, Aquifoliales, Aquifoliaceae. The record is from the annotation of a GenBank genome assembly.
GUCAAGAAACUGCAAAGGGAGAAAAGACUAGAUGCUAUUGUAGACCGCAACCUAAGUAAGAACUACAAUAUCCAAGAAGUUGAGAUGAUGAUGCAGGUUGCAUUGCUCUGCACCCAAGCGUCACCAGAGGACCGUCCCUUGAUGUCAGAGGUUGUCCGGAUGCUGGAAGGAGAGGGACUCGCUGAGAGGUGGGAAGAAUGGCAACAUGUUGAAGUUACCCGUAGGCAUGAGUACGAGAGACUGCAGAGAAGAUUUGACUGGGGAGAAGAUUCUAUUCAUAACCAGGAUGCUGUUGAGUUGUCUGGUGGAAGAUGAGGUAACAAAAUAUUUGGUGUUUAUAAACCCUAAAAUUUUUGGCCUGAUCAUUGAUUGCAUAAUGUGUCUAAAUAGGCUCAUACAUUUUGCGAGACUAGCUUUCUAGGAUUAUGUUUUUUCCUUUCUAAUUCUUUUAGCAGUCCCAGUUGAAAACUUGCUUCCAAGCCCAUUUUACACGACUUUUUCUUUUUUUCGACUAUCUGUUUUAUGCCUUUCUUAUUUGGUGCUUAUUAAUUACAUUGAUCGAAACAGCCUCACCAUAUGUUGGGUGAAAUUGUGUAUAUUUGAGUCUUUUGAGAUCCCACAUUGGUGGGAGUCUCGAGCACGAAGUCUACCAUUUAUUGAUUAAAUUCCUUCAGGUACCUUAACG